Molecule: messenger RNA, 2277 nt
Organism: Aureococcus anophagefferens
Lineage: Eukaryota; Pelagophyceae; Pelagomonadales; Pelagomonadaceae
Exons: 1
Coding region: 1-2277 (758 amino acids)
Molecular function (GO): protein binding
Source: RefSeq, a predicted model, not a curated record
AUGGAAGCCUGCCGGGCGCUCUACGAGUACCAGGCGGCCGAAGCCGACGAGCUGACGAUCAAGGAGGGCGACCUCGUCCAGGUGACGAAGAAACUCGACGACGGCUGGUGGUUCGGCGUCAUCGAGGACGGGCUGCCGCGCUGCGGCCUCUUCCCCGGGAGCUACGUCGCCCCGGCGCACGAGCUGCCGCCGGCGACGGAGCUGCCGCCGCCCGCGGAGCUCGCGCCGUCCGCGGACCUCGCGCCGGCCGGCGAGAUGGCGCCGCCGGCCGACGCCGCGGCGCCCGCGGAGCCGGAGGAGCCGGCCGAGCCCGCGGAGCCCGCGGAGCCCGAGGAGCCCGCCGCGGUCGAGCUGGCGCUGCCGAGCCCCGCGGGCGCGGCCCGGGACCUCGUCGUCAAGCUCGGUUCCAACCAGGACGAGGCCCUGAGCCUCAUCGCCGAGCUCGAGCACCGCGCGGCGACGGCGGAGAAGGCUUUAGCGGACGAGCGGCGGGCGGCCGCGGCGUUCCGCGAGGCGACGACGGCGUCGCUCAGCGUCCUCGAGCAGACGCUCACCCGCGCAUUAGCACCCCUCGGCGGCAUCGUCGUCGAGGGCCCCAAAGACGCGGGCGACGACGACGCGGCCUUCUGGGAGCAGUCGGGCGAGGCGCGCGCGGACGACGCCGUCGCGAGGCGUCUAGCCGCGGAGAUCGGCCGCCGGCUCAAGACGGGCACGCUGGGCCGCAAGACCGUGGCCUGGGACGACUUCUGCGACGCCGUCAACGCCGCGGCGCCGCCGGGGGCCGACGCUGCGCGCGACGCGGCGCCGUUCGCGUCGCCCGCGGUCCUGCGGACGCCCGCGCUCGCGCAGUCCCAGAGCCAGCCCGCGCUCCACCACCCCCACCACCUCAAGGCCGCGGCCCUCGCCGUCGAGGCCGCGCACCACCACCACCACCGGUCCCAGGAGCCGCCCGCGCCGCCGCCGCAGCAGCUCCACCACGGCCACGCGGACCAGCACAGCCUCCGCGCGGCCGCGCUCGCCGUCGAGGCCGCGAACCACGCGCCCCACUACGCGGCGCCGACGACGAGCUCCUUGCUGCACCACGACCACGACCCGCACCACCGCGGCCACCACGGCGCGCCGCCGCACCACGAGCCGCCGUACCACCACUACGAGCCGCCGCGCCACCACAUCGAGCCGCCGCAGCACUCGCCGCCGCGCCACUACGCCCCGGACUACGACGCGCCGCGCCACCACGACGCGCCGCGCCACCAGGAGCACGCGCGGCACCCGGAGCCGAUGCGGCACCCGGAGCCGGCGCGGCACCCGGAGCCGGCGCGGCACCCGGAGCCGGCGCGCCACUCCGGAGAGCACGCGCGGCAUCAUCAGGAGCCGCCGCGGCACCAGGAACCGUCGCCCCACCACGGCGCGCGCCAUUCCGGCGAGCACGCGCGCCAUUCCGGCGAGCACGCGCGCCAGCCGGAGCCCGCGCGCCGGCCGGAGCAGCCGCCGCCGCCGCGGGAGUCGCCGCGCGAGCCGCAGCCGCCGGCGGACGAGCGCCUCUCCAAGAUCCUGGACCGCUUCGCGAGCCCGCUCCGGGGCCUCUUCCGCGACUACGCGACGGUCCGGGGCCCCGGCGGCCGGCCCGGCCAGGUCGUGUCGCCCGCGGACGUGCUCCGCCUCUGCCGGGACCACCGCGUGUCGCCGACGCUGCUCAGCCAUCAGGAGGUGACGUCCGUGACGCGGGGCGCGCUCGGCGACGGCGAGACGGGCGGCCUCGACGGCCCGGGGUUGCGGAAAUGCCUCGAGCGCCUCGCCGUCGCCGCCUACGCCACCGUGCCGACCAUGGGCGUCGGCGACAAGGUCGAGGCGUUGUUUCUGCACAUGGGCCUCGCGGAGAAGCUCAUCGAGGCGACGCGGGCCGCGCCGCGGCGCGCGCGGUCCGCGCCGCGCGCCGACGAGGAAAACCCGGCGGCGCUCCCGCCCGUCGUCCAGCCCGGCGGCCGGCCCCAGAUCGCGCCGCGGCCCGACGUCGUCGACGCGUCGGCCGCCGUCGCGCCGACGCGCAUCCGCGGCUCCGGCGACUACUACUACCCGGGGGGAGACGUGGUCCAGAAAAUACCCCACCACGCCUGGAACUCGCCCAAGCCCAAGGGCGGCGACCCCUUCUCGUCGCCCCACCGGAAGGCGCCGGCCGCGUCGCCCACGCACAAGCACCACCACGCGGCGAGCCCCGCGGAGCGCGCGCACGCGGAGCGAGGACACGUCUACCACCCCCACCACGGGGGGCACCCGUGA